CUACCGUCUUGAUCAGUUUAGAAUUGAGUGAAUAAUCUUUCGAUAUUGAACUUGAUGCAUUCAUGUGCAUUUUCAUGAUACCAUGGCAACUCGGACUUUGACAGCAAAGUUGUGGCGUCUCAAUGCAAAUUUGGUAUCGAAACAACAACUUCGCCGGCUCACGCUACAUGAAUAUCAGUCGCAGAACCUUUUGAGGGAGUUUGGCAUCCCAGUACCCCGAGGACACCUCGCUAGAACACCAGCCGAAGCUGCGGUGAUUGCCACAGAGCUUGGCGGAACCUGUUCGCUCAAAUCGCAGAUAUUAAGAGGUGAUAUCGAUGACGGCAAGUUUGACAACGGUUCAGGGGCCGGCAUUCAACUGGUCAAUGAUGCGGAAAGCGCCGAGAAAGCUGCCAAUCGCAUGCUUGGUCACUACUUGAAGACGGGUCAAUCCGUAGGCAACGGUAUACUGGUCAACAAGCUUCAUGUUACGGAAAGUCCGAAUCCCGAGAGAAAGUGGUACUUGGCGAUCACAUUCGAUCGCGAGAACUAUUGUCCAACAAUCAUCGCGUCAAGAUUUGGCGGAGUCGCCAUCGAAAAGAUAGCAGCCCAGCAUCCAGACGAGCUGCACACAUUUCGAUUUGGGUUCACGGAAGGCAUCACACCCGAACUCACCGACAAAGUCUCGAAAUGUCUCGGUGCUUCGGCGAAAGAGAAGGAAGACCUCCAUGACAUACUCGGCAGACUUUAUAAGAUUUUUACAACAAAGGACGCCUAUUCGCUUGAGAUCAAGACUCUAGCAGGCUCAUCAGAAGGAGGUCUGACUUGCAUGGACGCCAAGUUCUCAUUCGAUGAUGCUGCGGCCAAGCGGCAAAAAACACUUUUUGCAGAGCGAGACACGGAACACGAGGUUCCAGAAGAAGCUGAGGCUGAGAAAUAUGGGUUGGUCUAUGUUCGCAUGGACGGCGACAUUGGCAAUGUGGUCAAUGGAGCAGGUCUCGCGAUGGCCACCAAUGAUGCGAUUGCCCUUCACGGUGGCGCCAGUGCCAACUUUCUUGAUGCCGGUGGACAAGCGACGAAGGAGACCAUGGUCAAGGCAUUUGAGAUUAUCCUGCGGGAUCAGAGGGUAAAGGCGAUAUUUGUCAACAUCUAUGGCGGAAUUACCAGAGGCGACAUGAUCGCAGAAUCCAUUCUUGGCGCAGCCAAAGAGCUGGGCCCGCUCAAGAUUCCCAUGGUGGUUCGACUUCAAGGCACCAAUUCUGAGAUGGGAUUGAAAAUCCUAGAGGAAGCCAAUCUUGGAUUGCAUACCGAAGCAGAUUUUGGGAAAGCAGCGCAAAAGGCAGUAGAGCUGGCUCGAGGAUCAAGCUUGGCAUCAAAGAAUCCGUAG
This is a messenger RNA of Colletotrichum scovillei, 1366 nucleotides long. RefSeq lists its product as uncharacterized. Gene Ontology annotation, molecular function: ATP binding; metal ion binding; succinate-CoA ligase (ADP-forming) activity. Gene Ontology annotation, biological process: tricarboxylic acid cycle; succinyl-CoA metabolic process. The record is from RefSeq and is a predicted model, not a curated record. Gene Ontology annotation, cellular component: succinate-CoA ligase complex; mitochondrion. The coding region runs from base 83 to 1366 and encodes 427 amino acids. The transcript has 6 exons. NCBI's taxonomy places the organism in Eukaryota, Fungi, Ascomycota, Sordariomycetes, Glomerellales, Glomerellaceae.